This is a messenger RNA of Mesorhabditis belari, 335 nucleotides long. NCBI's taxonomy places the organism in Eukaryota, Metazoa, Nematoda, Chromadorea, Rhabditida, Rhabditidae. The record is from the annotation of a GenBank genome assembly.
AUGGAUGACGACGCGACGGCGUACGAAUGGAGUGAUUUCUAUCCAAACGAAUGGAAACUCGAUCAGAAACUCCUCGUUCACUACAGUCGUCGCUUGCAAAAAGUCGAAAUGUGGCCGUAUUUCGAUGUACCGCACUAUAUUUUUUCAGCGAUCGCCGUUCGUGACGAUCUCGGCCCAUCCGCUUUGCAAUUCGCCCGUCAGCAUCCAUUCUCGUGUUGGCUUUCAACGAUGAUGAUUUCUUUUGCAGGAACCCUGUUGGCAAAUUUUUUGCUCGGCGAGGCACCGAUUGAGCCUUUCCGCAAUCAUUUCGACGUUUUAGCGGCCACAGCUAUUUG